Chelmon rostratus (copperband butterflyfish) is the source of this 2882-nucleotide messenger RNA. It is a transcript of the gene fpgt, whose product is annotated as fucose-1-phosphate guanylyltransferase. The record is from RefSeq and is a predicted model, not a curated record. Bases 92 to 1840 code for a protein of 582 amino acids. The transcript has 4 exons. NCBI's taxonomy places the organism in Eukaryota, Metazoa, Chordata, Actinopteri, Chaetodontiformes, Chaetodontidae. Gene Ontology annotation, molecular function: transferase activity, transferring phosphorus-containing groups.
UGAUAGAAAGAGGGUUGUUUACACUUCAUCGUCGGAUAUAACUUUCCUGGCAGUAUAGUGGGUGUAUUUAAUCGACAUAGGAAGCGACAGUAUGAGUCAGGAAUACACCACAAAGUUACAAACUUCAACGAGAGAAAAACUCCGAAAAUUUAACUCUCUGCGAGCCCGGGAGGUGCAGCCCGGUGAGUUUUGGGACGUGGUGGUUUUGACCGCUGUGGAUGGGAGCCAGAGGGAAGCGUACGAGCUGCAGAUCGGUGAGAAAGUUGACAGGAAAGAGCUUCCCCUCGGAAUUCACUACAAGGUCUUCUCAGAUCCGCCUGGAACUAAAAUAGGCAAUGGGGGCUCCACUCUGCACGCGCUGCAGCAGCUGAAUGACAUCUAUGGGAAGAGUCUGGGCAGACUGAGAGUCAUCCUCAUCCAUGCAGGAGGCUUCAGUCAGCGUUUGCCCAGUGCCAGCGCUCUGGGGAAGAUCUUUACCGCCAUGCCGCUGGGCGACCCUCUCUACCAGAUGCUGGAGCUCAAGCUGGCCAUGUAUGUGGACUUCCCAUCGCAGAUGAAGCCCGGCGUGCUGGUGACCUGUGCGGAUGACAUCGAGCUCUACAGCAUUGCAGAGGAUGAGAGUGUCAGGUUUGACAAACCUGGCUUUACAGCUUUAGCCCACCCGUCCCCGCUUUCUAUCGGGACUACCCACGGAGUGUUUGUGUUGGAUUUGUAUGAAAAGUCUACUUCCUCAGAAAUGGAAAACAUUUCCUGCUUGCACUUUCUGCACAAGCCGAGCAUCGAUAAGAUGCGAGAAAGCGGAGCUGUUUGUAAAAGGCAGAAUGACUGUUUUUCUCUCACUGACACUGAGUUUGUCUACACAGACAGCACCUAUUAUGUCGACUUUGACACCGCAAAGUCUCUUCUUGGUCUGCUGAAAGAGUUGGGGCCUUUGGACUGUGAGAUAGACGCAUACGGGGACUUUCUCCAAGCACUGGGCCCUAAAGCCACGAUAGAUUACACCAGCAACACUGCAAAUGUCACCAAAGAGGAGAGCAGCCUGGUGGAAAUCCGGCAGAAGAUCUUCCAUCUUUUAAAGGGGACUCCCUUGAAUGUCAUCCUCCUGAACAACUCCAAGUUUUAUCACAUCGGAACCACGUCAGAGUACCUGUUUCACCUCACAGAGGAUGCGGUGCUGCGGAGUGAGCUGGGCCUCCUGUCAUGUGCCUUCAGCGUACAUACGAACGAAUGCUUUGAAGGCUCCCCGGGAUGCUGUGUUAUGUACAGCGUCCUCGAUCCCAGCUGCUCUGUGGGAGCUGGAUCAGUGGUGGAGUACUCCAGACUGGGAGCAGGAGUUUCCGUAGGUGGGGGCUCCAUCGUCAGCAGCUGCCGGGUCAGUGCAGGCCUCUCAGUGCCAGAUGGAGUCUUCAUGCAUUCACUGUGUGUGAAUCACAAGCAGCAAACCAGGUGUGUAACUGUCAUGUUUGGGAUUAAUGACGACUUGAAGCGCAGCGUGGAAGCCCCCGCGUAUAUGGAGGAGCUGAAGCUUUGUGGGUCCAGCCUGGCAGAGUGUCUGUCCCACUGGGGGCUGGAACAUGAAGCCCUGAGGUUCUCCGGCGAUGCAUCCAGCUGUAGUUUGUGGAAGGCUUGUUUGUUUCCUGUUUGCUCUGAUCCGCAAAGCUCGUUCUCAAUGUCUCUGGAGAUGCUGCAGGCCGUCCUGGGUGGCUCCUCAUUCACCCUCCCCAAAGACACAAAGCUGAUGUCCAUGCAAGAGGCCUUACAGUGUAAGAACCUGGAUGAGAUGUUGAAGUUCAGGAGGGGACUAUACGAAGACAUCACACAGAGAAAAUCAAACAAUUGACAGCGUUCCCACGGUCAUGAAAUUCCUGGAAAAGCUAUGAAAUUAGAAAAGUUAAAGGAAUGAGCACAAUGUUUUUGAAUGUACAUUGUUUUGGCUAUAUGUAAUUGUUGAGACGUCUCUAGUAUCACAUGAUACACAUUGGCAUAUGCAGCUAGCUGGUGGUGGGAAUGUGUAACGAGCUAGUUAAAUUAUCAAGCACUAGCAAUCUGCCAGUAAGUAAAAAUGCCUGGGAAGUGCGGGUUUCAUAAUGUGCCCCUUUCGAACGGCACAUAUAACACAUGGGUCAAGAGAGGCAGAUCGUAGCCUCACUGGACGGAGGCUGUGACCACAAUGUUUCACAUUAGCAACAUCAGGGACGCAGCUCUGGGAAAAACGGAAGCCAUGCUAAAGGGAAAAAGCAUUAAGAACCAAAAGGUCGGUCAAAAGGCUUCCAGCGUUUCACGCCUGCCAUAGCCAGGCCAGAUAAUGUUACUGCUUCUAUGAGCACGGCAAGCUGUGCAGCUGCAAGACACCUUCAACCGAAGGAAGACCGAAGAACCGGUCCAGUCCAUCGAGCUAUCUGCCGUGGUGGACUCGUGUUACUCACGCAGCUCCUGUUGUAUCACAGGUGAGCUUUUCAGGGCUGCGUUUUCCAACAGCAGACAAAUAUAGCUGUGGGGAAACUAAGUGUGCGUUUGGAAUUCCGCCCUAUUUAAACCGCUCGCUGUCAGAAAGGUGUCCAGGCAGGCUGGUUACAUAAUGGUGUUCAACGAAAGCCUGAACAAAGCUCCUCAGCUCAAACAGAUGGACCUGCACAUCGGCUAAAAACCUGGCAUGUCGGCUCAGAAGAAGAGCCUCAUUAUUUCACACCAUGAUCACUAUAUAGGCCUGCAUAUUUUAAAAUGCUUGGAAGUCAGGGAAAUGGGGUGAAAUAUUAUGUUUGGAUAACUCAUUGGUGAGAAUGUGUGGGAAACCUGAAUUAAAGUAACUAUUUUUAAUUGAGAUCUCAUUGAUUGUGCUACAAAUCAUGUUUGUUUUGUAUGAUUAUUUGUUGAUUAAAUGA